This is a messenger RNA of Balaenoptera musculus (blue whale), 3356 nucleotides long. RefSeq names its product chromobox 6 (gene CBX6). The transcript has 5 exons. The coding region runs from base 101 to 1348 and encodes 415 amino acids. NCBI's taxonomy places the organism in Eukaryota, Metazoa, Chordata, Mammalia, Artiodactyla, Balaenopteridae. The record is from RefSeq and is a predicted model, not a curated record.
GCCCGCCCGCCGAGCUUGGGCGCUGUGGCGCGUGCGCGAGCGGUGCAGCACCGGCCGCGGGAGCAGGGAGUAUUAUGGGCUGUGGGUGCCGCUGAGCAAGAUGGAGCUGUCUGCAGUGGGCGAGCGGGUCUUCGCGGCCGAAUCCAUCAUCAAACGGCGGAUCCGAAAGGGACGCAUCGAGUACCUGGUGAAAUGGAAGGGGUGGGCCAUCAAGUACAGCACUUGGGAGCCGGAGGAGAACAUCCUGGACUCGCGGCUCAUUGCAGCCUUCGAGCAGAAGGAGAGGGAGCGUGAGCUGUAUGGGCCCAAGAAGAGGGGACCCAAACCCAAAACUUUCCUCCUGAAGGCGCGGGCCCAGGCGGAGGCCCUCCGCAUCAGUGAUGUGCAUUUCUCAGUCAAGCCGACCGCCAGCGCCUCCUCGCCCAAGCUGCAUUCCAGCGCUGCCGUGCACCGGCUCAAGAAGGACAUCCGCCGCUGCCACCGCAUGUCCCGCCGCCCCCUGCCCCGCCCAGACCCCCAGGGGGGCAGCCCCGGCCUUCGCCCGCCCAUCUCACCCUUCUCCGAGACCGUGCGCAUCAUCAACCGCAAGGUCAAGCCGCGGGAGCCCAAGCGGAACCGCAUCAUCCUGAACCUGAAGGUGAUCGACAAGGGCACGGGCGGAGGCGGCGCCGGGCAGGGGGCCGGGGCCCUUGCCCGCCCCAAAGUCCCUUCACGGAACCGCGUCAUCGGCAAGAGCAAGAAGUUCAGCGAGAGCAUCCUGCGCACGCAGAUCCGCCACAUGAAGUUCGGUGCUUUCGCGAUGUACAACAAGCCCCCACCCGGCCCUCUGCCGCCCCCGCCAGCCACCAAGGCCGACAUCGCCGCCUCCCCUGGCCAGGGGCUGCUCCUGGCAGCCCCCAGUGCCCCGUACGACGCCCGCAGCUCCAGCUCCUCCGGCUGCCCUUCGCCGACCCCGCAGUCCUCCUCCGACCCGGAUGACGCGCCCCCCAAGCUGCUCCCCGAGACCACGAGUCCAUCUGCCCCCGACUGGCGGGAGCCCGAGGUGCUUGACCUGUCCAUCCCUCCCGAGGCGGCGGCCACCAGCAAGCGGGCGCCUCCCGAUGUCACUGCGGCUGCCAGCCAGGCCCUUCCCGCGGCCCCUCAGCCUGUCGGCGCCGCCUCAGAGCCCGAGGCUGGAGACUGGCGCCCUGAGAUGUCACCCUGCUCCAACGUGGUCGUCACCGAUGUCACCAGCAAUCUCCUGACGGUCACUAUCAAGGAAUUCUGCAACCCUGAGGAUUUCGAGAAGGUGGCUGCUGGGGUAGCAGGCGCCGCAGCGGGGGGUGGCAGCAGUGGGCAGAGCAAGUGAGGGGCUCCACCAAGGAGGGGGGUUUGGGGGGCCCUCCUGCCCAAAGUCAUACUCUUGCUCCCGCCCCCGCCCCCGCACUCAGACAACCCUGCCUGUGCUUUGCUUGUUUCAAAUGGCUCGGUGUUGACCCCGGGAUGGGGCUGGGCAGUUGGAGCCCCCUGAAGCCCAGUGGGAGGGGCGGUCCUGGAACGGGGUGGGGCUAGGGUGGGGCCAGGACACUGGGAAGUCCUCCCUCUUGUCUCUUGGCCCCCUCCCUGCCCACGCACAGUGGGGCCUGCUGGGUGGCUCCUGGGGAGCCCCGGAACUUGGGGUUCAGCUGCCCCCUCCACAUCCCAUCUCUCCCCAGCUUGCUUCCAGCUCUCGCGCACAGCAUCUGAUUUCUCGGUGCUAACCCGGCAGCUGCUGGGGCCCCUUAGGGGACCCCAUCCCAGCUGGGCACCGUCCCUUUCCUUCUUCCAGAUGCCCGGGAAGGAGGGGCAGGGAUGGGAAAGCCCGGACAGAGGUUGAGGUGAAGGCGGCCUUGGCCCCUCCUCGCCCCCCCGCCCCCCACGAGGGCGGCAGGAGCAGGGCCCACUUUCGGACGAGACCCAGGCAGGUCCCCGUGGGCCUCACCCACCCAUCUCUUUCCUCGUCCCGCUCUCAGAGGCGGGAGGGACUGGCACGGGCCUCACCUGCCACGGCCUCCCAGCAUCUAAAGGCCCCUCAGUUCUCGACCAAAGGUGCUACAAGAGCCUGCUGCGCGGACUUCCGAUUGCGCAUGCGCCUGCCGUCCUGGGUGGGUCUGCGUGGAUCCGUGUGUGCGUUGGCCCCUGGGCCCGGCUCUCGAGGCUGCGCCCUUUAGGGUUCCUCACAGUAAGGUCGUCAGAUCGAAGGCCUGGAACCCUCCCUUGCCAUCAGCCGGGCCUGGGACCUGGCCCAGGUCUGAGGAGUUUGCUGUGGAGGCCGAUCCUCCCAGCCCGCGUGUGCGGGGGCCACGCAUCCCACGCCCUUCUCCUUUGGGGCGGUCAGACGUGGCAUGGUGGGGACCGAGGCAGAGGGGAGACCCCCGUCCCAAGCUUCCUCUUCCUCCCGGGUGUUCAGGGGGAGUAGGAAGCCUGGACACCGUUCCGAGGGUCUCCGGCUUCUCCGGCCCCCUCUCUCUUGCUUCUGACCGCCCAGGCUUUCUCACAGACCAGGCUGCUUGAAGCAGCGGGAGGCCUCUGGUGCCCUGGGCAGCUUCUCUUUCCUCUGCUGCCAGGGAGCUGCGGUGUCCAUGCCAGUGGCAGAGACCAAAACCCCAAUUUUAGGCCGGGUACUGGGAGGGCAGGAUGGCCGAAGCUGGGGUGGGGGACGGAAGAGGGGCCCUGUGUCCUUCAGGAGAGCGGGCACGUGCGGGACCAGGGGUCUGGUGGGCAGGGGAGACAGCCCUGCUGGCCAGCCCUGAGGCGCUGCCCGGACUCAGUUUGCCAUGAGUGGCGUGUCCUUGCACGUGGCUCAAGGUGGCUUCCUGGUGUGUGGGCUGAGAGCCAUGAUGGCAGAAAGGGAAUUCCAGUUCGGAAACAAACGCCUUGGUCGUAAGCACGGGAGGACUGUUUCUUCCGAAUCUCCCCACCAGGGAUUGUGGCAGGGCCCCUGACCCUCCCCACCCCAGGAUGUAGAACGGGGGCCGUCACAGGGUUUGGGGGACUGGUGCUCCUGGACCCCUCCCCACCCUGCCCUUUGUAUUGGCUCUGUGGCCGUCCAAGUGCCAAUUGGCUUCCCCCCAAAUAAGGGCUGGUAUUUCUCCUCUGUCCUUAGAGGGGAUUUCCCCCCCGACCCCCACCCCAGGUGAGUGUCCACCUGGGUGCCAGUUACAGGUGUUUCCAGAGACCAUAGAAAUGUGUUUUCCUGAGAGUCCGUGUCAUUCGUGACUUUUUUUGUAAAGAAGUUGUGUUUUCAGAGGUGAUUUUAUGACAGGAAAGUGAAAGAAUUAGUUUUGCAAAAAACAGAAAAAAAAAAAAAAAGAGGGGAAAAAAAAGAAAUAGAAAAA